Messenger RNA from Dicentrarchus labrax (European seabass), 3266 nucleotides. RefSeq names its product prolyl 3-hydroxylase 1 (gene p3h1). Gene Ontology annotation, cellular component: endoplasmic reticulum. The transcript is spliced from 15 exons. The coding region runs from base 161 to 2821 and encodes 886 amino acids. Gene Ontology annotation, molecular function: procollagen-proline 3-dioxygenase activity; protein binding; iron ion binding. Gene Ontology annotation, biological process: collagen metabolic process. The record is from RefSeq and is a predicted model, not a curated record. Lineage: Eukaryota; Metazoa; Chordata; Actinopteri; Moronidae.
AUGUGUAGGCUGGGGAUGAGGGGGGUGUAGCCGGGGGCUCAACUGUUCUAACCCCACCUCCAGAGGAGUGAGUGUGGGAGCAGAAGUUCCUCUCUCUACCGGCUCCUGCAGUCUCCGGCUGAGCCUCCGUCCCGCUGCAGAGCCCGGACAUUUUAGCAUCAUGGAGCUCCGUUAUGCGCUCCUACUGUCCUGCCUGGUUGUCCCACUGUGCGCUGCGGACACUAAUCUGAGCAGUCACUUUGUUUUGGAGCCCUAUGACUUCCUCUUCGAUACGGCGGUGGAAGCCUACUACAAGGGGGACUGGUUGACGGUGAUCCUGAACAUGGAGAAGGCGCUCAGGAACAAAGCUACGGUCCGCAGCGUGAAGGCUCAGUGCCGGAUGAGCUGCGCCAACCGGACCUCUUUCGGCGACCGGCUGGCCGGCUUGGGAGUUCCCAUACCGGGAUCCGGAUCUGUGGAGGAUCUGGGAUUCUUCCAGAAAAUCCUGAAACGGGCGGACUGCGUUAACUCCUGCGAAACUGAGAAACUCGGUUCACCAACUAUGCACCAAGUCACCGGAGAAGUGCAGCUGGAGUUCAGCAAGAGGACCCCGUACAAUUACUUACAAGUGGCUUAUUUUAAGAUCAAUAAGCUGGACAAGGCGGUGGCAGCUGCCCACACGUUCUACCAGGCCAACCCGGAUCACAUGGAGAUGAGACAGAACCUGGAGUACUACAGGAUGAUGGCGGGAGUAAAGGAAGAGGACUUCAAAGAUUUGGAGGCCAGGACACAUAUGGCCGAGUUCCUGCUGGGGAAGAGUUACUACAGCGACGACUCUUUCGGCCUGGCGGCUAAACACUUCGAGGUGGCCGUAGACGAGUACUUCACCGCCGAUAAGGAGUGCAGAGCGCUGUGCGAGGGGGCCUACAACUACGACGGAUACAACUACAUGGAGUACAGUGCCGACCUGUUCCAGGCCAUGACGGACCACUACCUGCAGAUACUGAACUGUAAGCAGCACUGCGUGGUAGAGCUGGCCUCCACUGCAGGCAGAGACAAGCCCUUUGAGGACUUCCUCCCCUCACACUUCAACUACCUGCAGUUCUCCUACUACAACAGUGAGAAAUAUGAGCAGGCCAUAGAGUGUGCUAGGACCUUCCUGUUGUUCCACCCUGACGACGAGGUGAUGAACCAGAACCUGGCCUAUUAUUCUGCCGUGCUGGGUGAAGACAAGGCAAAGACCAUAUCAGCCAGACAGGUGGUGAAACUGUACAUGCAGCAGUCCAUACUGGAAAAAGAGCUGCUCUACUUUGGAUAUGAAGCCUUCGGAGUCACCUUUGUAGAUCCAGACACAUGGACUCCUGAAGAUGUCAUGCCCAAGAAACUGAGAGACAAGCAGAAAGCCGACAGAGAGACUGCAGCGAGGAUCACAGAGGAAAUAGGAAACCUAAUGAAGGAGAUUGAGACUCUGGUUGAGGAGAAGAAGAAGGAUUCUUCAGAUAUUGCCAUGAUUAUAUCGCCACAGGAAGGUGUCAGUGUGUUGCAUGAUAACAUCAAGGUGACCAUGACGCCCCAGCAGCUGAACGGCUCUCAGCGGGUGCUGCUGGAUGGUGUGAUCAGUGAUGACGAGUGCAGGGAGCUGCAGCGCCUCUCCAAUGCAGCAGCUCUGAAAGGUGAUGGCUACAGGGGGCGCCCUUCCCCCCAUUCCCCCAGUGAGAUGUUCCAGGGAGUCACUGUCCUGAAGGCUGUGAAGCUCGGACAGGAGGGGAAGGUUCCACUGAAGAGCACUCGUCUGUUCUUCGACCUUAGUGAGAAGGUGAGGAAGGUGGUGGAGUCGUACUUCCACCUGGAAACUCCGCUCUACUUCUCUUACUCCCACCUGGUCUGCCGCUCCGCCAUCGAUGAGAAGCAGGAGGAACGCAAAGACCUGAGUCAUCCUGUUCAUGUUGACAACUGUCUGCUGGUCUCUGAGAUUAACGAGUGUAUAAAGGAACCUCCUGCGUACACACACAGAGACUACAGUGCCAUCCUCUAUCUGAAUGAUGACUUUGAAGGAGGAGAUUUCAUCUUCACUGAGCUGGAUGCUAAAACAGUCACGGCCGAGGUGCGUCCACAGUGCGGCCGUGUGGUCGGGUUCGGAGCGGGGAAGGAGAACCCCCACGGCGUCAGAGCCGUCACUAAGGGUCAGAGGUGCGCUGUGGCACUGUGGUUCACCCUGGAUCCUACUCACGAGGAAAAGGAGAGAAUCCAGGCUCAGGAUAUCCUGCAUAUGUUUUCUACCCCUGUAAAUGAAGAGUUCAUCAAAAGGGAGGUGACUGACACCUCCAAGCCCCAGCCGACAACCGCAGAGCCUCCUGUGCAGACUGAACAGGAAAAAGCGGACGACAAACAAGAAGAUAAACCAGCAGAGCAGAAGCUGGACGCACCAGCAGACGUGCAGGCCGAUAAACCAGCAGAGCAGAAGCUGGACGCACCAGCAGACGUGCAGGCCGAUAAACCAGCAGAGCAGAAGCUGGACGCACCAGCAGACGUGCAGGCUGAUAAACAAGCCGACUCACCGAAGGACAGAACGGAGGCCAAACCGGUCUCUAAAGCCAAAGCUGCUCCUAAAGCAACGACCAAAGCUGGAGCGCAAGUGAAGACCAAGACGGCAGACAAAGCCAAACCUGCUGCUAAAAAAGAUGGAAAACAGACGGUUAAAACACAAGCCAAGCAGGUAAAGGACGGCAAAAAAACGGCUGCAAAAAAGACGGUAAAAGUUGCAGCCAACAAGGACCCCAAGAAAGCUAAAGCCGAUGCCACGUCGGCCUCAGACUCUGAGAGCGACAGGGACGAGCUGUGAUCCAGCAGCAGCUGGAACUGUGUCUGUGUGGUGUCUAUUUUUCUACUAUUUUCUACAAGGUCUCCUCUGUGGGUGGUUGAAUGGAAAAGGAGUGAAAGGUUGAUUUCGUGAAAGGUUAUUUGUCUUUUAAUUAAUUGGUUAUUGUGGAGGAUGGAAUUGUGUUUAACAAAGUCAGCCAUAACUUAAAAAUACCAAGGGACUGCUGUUUCACUGCAGACAUACUGACAAUCUGCCAGAGUGCCUUCAUCACUGUGACCAUCUUUGUUUGGCAUCCAAAGCUUUGUGUAGCUGCUACAUUUGUUCAUCUCAGUUUCUAACCUGAAUUUUCUGUAGCUGUUGUUGGAACCAAGCACGGGUGGGUUAAAGAGGGAGGGGGAGGGUUAAUAUGUGAAGAAAAACUUAAAUCAGCUGUGUGAAUCAAUGAAAUAAAAGUGAUGUUUCUAAA